Molecule: messenger RNA, 1020 nt
Organism: Thlaspi arvense
Lineage: Eukaryota; Viridiplantae; Streptophyta; Magnoliopsida; Brassicales; Brassicaceae
Source: the annotation of a GenBank genome assembly
ACACCAUCAUCACCACAAACGCCAGCACAAGACUCAAAAAAAGGGCAGGGGCAGUGGCGGGGACAGAGCAUUGUUGUGGCCCAAGAUGGGACGGGGAAUUACUACACUGUCAAGGAGGCUCUAAAUGCUUCGGAGUGGAGGGUGGAUGCUAAUGAAAGGUUUGUUAUUCACGUCAAGAAAGGGGUUUACUAUGAGUCCCUCGUUGUUAAUGAGAGAAUGAAGAACGUGGAGCUCAGGGGCGACGGUAUGGGGAUCACUAUCAUCUCCAGCCACCGUAGUGUCGGCAACCACGAUGGAAACUUGAUCCAAGUUGGUACAAUUGUGAUAUCUGGCGACGGAUUCGUGGCUCGAGACAUCACAUUCGAGAACACCGCUGGGGUCAAUAGUGGACAGGCCCCUGCUGCCAUUGUAAAUGCCAACCAUGCAGCCUUCUAUCGUUGUGGCUUCAAGGGGUACCAAGACACCCUUUACGCCCAACUCGGUCUACAGUUCUACAAAGAAUGUCACAUCUAUGGCACCGUCGACUUUAUUUGCGGUGACGCCACUGCUGUCUUCCAAAAUUCCAGAAUAUAUGCGCGUAAACGCUCAUUAAUUGCCAAUGAGAUCGUGAUUGCCGCAUCCCAGCGAAACAACGAGACAUCCAUGACUGGGUUUGUUUUCCAACGUUGCCAACUUGUUCCGGACGCUGACCUAGAACCUGUCAUCAACUCUUAUUUGAUUUACUUAGGGAGGCCAUGGGGACAUUUUUCCCGAACGGUGUAUAUGCAGAAUGAAUUUGAUAUUCCGGUGGCGGCUGAUGGGUGGUUGGAGUGGGAGGAUAGGCCAGGCGACACGCAUUACGUCGAGUAUAGGGAGUAUGAUAACAGGGGAAUUGGUGCUUCGACAGAUCAGAGGGUGACAUGGAAUGGUUAUCAGGUCAUAUUCGACCCAAUUGAGGCGGAGAAGUACACCGUGGCAAGGUUCCUAUAUGCUGACACGUGGCUACCAGCCCUUGGCGUGCCUUAUACUCCUGGUCUCUAG